Messenger RNA from Knipowitschia caucasica, 294 nucleotides. The record is from the annotation of a GenBank genome assembly. Lineage: Eukaryota; Metazoa; Chordata; Actinopteri; Gobiiformes; Gobiidae.
AUGGAGCACAGCAUAGCUCAGACAGAGAAGCUCCUGGGACAGCUCUGCACAGGGCUGGCCUCUUACACCCGGAAGACUGCAGGCCUGCGGGACAAAGGAGACCUGCUGGUGACUCAGCUCAUGGACCUGUCCCGCCCUGAAGACCCGGAGCUCCAGUUAGGCCUCAAGAACCUGGCAGAGGACUUGGCCAUGGUGCAGGACUACAGGCAGGCACAGGUGGAGAGGCUCGAGAGCAGGGUGCUGAUGCCUCUUAAAGCCUAUGGAGAUAUCAUCAAGAACAAGAGGGUGAGUUGA